AUGGUUCAUCUCAAGUUGAUCUUCGUUUUAACUCUAAUCUCUUUCCAUUUUUGUGACCUCGUUCAAGCUAAGGGAGAAGUAUGUUCUUACUUGGAUCAAGGAGGCAUCAUAGAUAUCCCAGCUCAACCAAAACCCCAAAUACCAUCCCAACCAAUCCUUGAAAAAAAGAACGACAAACAUCGAUAUGAGAAAUCAGGAUCACGAAAUGUAACUUCUGAGGUUCCAGCAAUUCAGUUAUAA
Messenger RNA from Caenorhabditis briggsae, 240 nucleotides. The transcript has 2 exons. Bases 1 to 240 code for a protein of 79 amino acids. Lineage: Eukaryota; Metazoa; Nematoda; Chromadorea; Rhabditida; Rhabditidae. The record is from RefSeq and is a predicted model, not a curated record.